Musca domestica (house fly) is the source of this 468-nucleotide messenger RNA. RefSeq names its product alpha-ketoglutarate dehydrogenase component 4. The record is from RefSeq and is a predicted model, not a curated record. NCBI's taxonomy places the organism in Eukaryota, Metazoa, Arthropoda, Insecta, Diptera, Muscidae. Bases 114 to 362 code for a protein of 82 amino acids. The transcript has 2 exons. Gene Ontology annotation, biological process: 2-oxoglutarate metabolic process.
UUUUUCCGAUAGCAUAAAGGGAAAAUCGGUUGUCAUAGUAUAACAUUUUUUAGUUCUUUGGGACGGACUCAAUUUUUUAUUUAUUUUCUCGGAAGAAAUAAAUAUUUUGCAAAAUGGUGUUGCGAACUGCGAUCGUCCAAUCGGCCAAACGUAUUCCGUUGAUCAAAUUCCGUAAGGGCGGUUAUCCGGGGUUGACAGCAGCUGGAGCACAAGGAUCGUACCAGGCGAGUUCAUAUCCUAAUACGUUGGAAACAAAAAAUAAUCCAGGUGUAAUCGAAGAUUGGGAAUUGCCACCACGUUACUGGCGCAAACCUAUCAGUGUUGAUGAAAUGGAGUACAUCAACCGAGGUGGUCCGGCCUAAUGCAAAAGAAAAGAAAUUUCAAAAUUCUAGAUCAAUGAAUCUUAUUUUCAGAAAGUAAAUGUUAAUAUGUAUCCUAUUAUGCAACAAAUAUAAAUAAUACACAACA